AUAGCUCACUGGGAUUCAAAACAUGACUGUCGAUACAGGUGGAUAUUUACAAAGGCUGAAACUGGUUUUGGCUAUAUUUAGCUCUAAAACUUCAUAGUUAUUUCGGAUUUCAAACAUUUCGGUUGAGCAUCACUGAAGAGACAUUAUUUGUCGAAAUGCGCAUCUGGUGCAUCAAAAUUGGUACCGUAUAAGUUUUAAAUUGAAACAUAUCUGAGAACUAGAAAGUAUUAAGAAUACGUUGUCACUUACUAAGGGAUGGGACUACAUAUUGCAGCGAAUGAUUAUCCUUAAAGGAAAGUUUUCUAAUGGACAUUUCAUUUCGAUAACAAUGGCGUACUCCAAAUACAAGUCGACAACAGAAACAACAAAUACUGCCCGUGUAUCAAGAUUAUUAGUGGACCCUUGUACAGACCUCUUCAGGGACCUUCUCAGGGACCAUAUUACAGAAAUCAAUUUCUCAGGUGUUCUCCGACAAAAGAAAUUGUUGCUGAGUCCCAUUCUCAAUAAAGCCCAAAGAGAUUUAUUGUAUCCCACCAAAGGUUCUUUCACUGGAACGUAUAAUGACUUUGACUUAUCUUUAUUGUAUGUAUUGUUGAGAAACACAACGGGUAUUGCACCUCACAAAAAAGGAUGGGCCAAACCGCCAGAUCCAUCAGAUCGAUCCCUGUCUGCGAAUAUUGAUCGUGUAAGGGAGAUAAGAAACACCUAUUGUGGUCAUACAGCCAGAGUAUCCCUAUCUGACUCAGAGUUCCAAAAGCUUUGGCAGGAUCUGACCGUUAUAAUCGGGGAACUCGAGGGCAGUCUUUCGGGAGGAGGUACAACAUACACAGACGCUGCGAACCAGAUAGAAGUAGAUACUAUGGAUCCUGAGCAGGAGAAGAGAUAUCUGGAUGUUAUUGAUACCCAACACCAAGACAUAGAAGCACUCAAAGAAAGAACAUUUAAAGUACAAGAACAAAUUAAUGGACUGAAGUCUGAGGUGAAAGGACAAGUCUCUAAUGUUCAAGAACAAGUCACUGAUGUACAAGAACAAGUCACUGAUGUACAAGAACAAGUCUCUGAUGUACAAGAACAAGUCUCUGAUGUACAAGAACAACUCACUGAUGUACAAGAACAAGUCACUGAUGUACAAGAACAAGUCUCUGAUGUACAAGAACAAGUCUCUGAUGUACAAGAACAACUCACUGGUGUACAAGAACAAGUUACUGAUGUACAAGAACAAGUUACUGGUGUACAAGAACAAGUCACUGGGAUACAGACGACUGUUGAGAAACUGAAUAAACCAGAUGCAAAGUCUCCCAUUCCUCCAAAUGUUAGAGGGCAAUAUGAUAUUGACAUUCAGGAAUGGAGAGAAGAAGACAAGCUUUACUGUGAAACCCACAGCUUUCCGUCAAUGAUGCAGAAAGUGAGGAACCAACCUUACGUAACGUUUGUCGGUGUGCCUGGAUCUGGAAAGACUGCCACUGUUCAUCACAUCGCGCUCAAACUUCAGGAGGAAGGUUACGAGGUUGUGCCAACCAAAGAUGUGAGGAAGAUGGAGGACUAUGGUGACCCCAAGAAUCCACAGGUUUUUGUUAUUGAUGAUGUGGUGGGUGUCUUUGGCCUCCAAAAAAAUACAUUAGAUGUGAUGACUAAUUAUGAACAGAAAAUAAAACAGCCUUGCAUGAUUAAGUCUAGAACUUUGAUGACAUGUAGAGAGAUUGUGUUCAAUGAAACACUACCAUACAAAACUUUCCUUUCCAAAGAAGAGACUGUGGUUAAAUUGCACAGUUCUGACAAUACAUUAAAUGACACUGACAAAAAACAGAUUCUUCAGAAGUAUGGUUUAAACGUAGAUUUAAUAUCACCUGCAUUGCUGACAUCAACAUCUCACAUGUUUCCCCUUCUCUGUAGAUUAUAUUCCAAGGACACACAAUUACAAGCUCUUGGUUCAAAGUUUUUCCUGUAUCCAGUCCAAUGUAUCAUUAAAGAACUUCAUAAGAUGCAAAACAAUCACAAACUGAAUUAUACAACACUUGCUUUGUGUAUGCAAAAUGAAAACAGCCUCUCAAAAGACAUUCUAAAAGAUGGGGAAAAUGAAAAGUUCUUGAAAAUGAAAAUUGACACUUUGGAAAAUUGCCAAUUAGAGCACUCCACUGAUACUUUCAAGUUUAUGAAUGCUUUGUCAGCAAUGGAGGGGACAUACACAAAACAGUGUGGUGCACAAUACACAUUUAUACAUGACUCCAUGUUUGAAAUAUGUGCUUAUCAGUAUGGCAAACAGUUUCCUGAUGAAAUGUUGCUGUAUAUGAGUAGCAGUUAUAUUGCUAAUUAUGUCAAACCACAGAGUAGUGAAGAAGAUAUUGUUAACAAAGUGAAAGAGAAACAGGGUGAUUCUCAAUCUGUUGAAAAGGGAGAGAGUAUCAAUGAUAGUGAAGGAUUAAAGAAGGAGAGCGAUGAUAAAAACAAUGAGAGAGAGGAAUCGUUUGAUCUGUGUAUAAGGUUACGUGAGGAUCAGUACCCACUGUUAGCAGAGAGAUUGUACAGAGACAUACAGAACAUGGAGCUGUAUGAUGUGUUCAGGAAUCAGGUUUUAAAACAUCCUCAGGUGUGUCAAGCUUUUAUUGGUGUGUUAGAGACAAAGUCGUAUGCAGAAGUAAAAAACCUAUUUCUUUCCACUAAGGAAAAUGUAGAUAAGAUGGUGAGUAAACAAACAUGUGUGAUGAAGGAGAGUAGAGAGUGGGGUGAGUGGAGGAGGCAGAAUAUACUGGUGGAUCGCAAGUAUAAACGAGACAAUAAAACAAAAAUAUUAAAUGAAUCACUCAUGUACAAUAUAAGAGUGAUCAGCUGGGUGAUUUCUUACGGACAUCCUCAGAUUCUACAAUACUUAGUACAACAGACUGAACAGCACAAUGAAAUAAAUGAAUUAUUUAGGAUAACAGGAAAUCCUCUACACGGAUCUGAAAGCAUUAUGCUUGUGAAUGAUAAAAGAGAUCAAAAGGAGAGAGAUAUUGUGAGGUCACAAGGGAGAGGCGUGUUUCUUGAACAGCAUAGGUUACUUGUUUUGAGUUGUUAUAGUGGUGAUGUACAGACAGUCAAAAUUGUUCUGUUUCAUGUCUGUAGGAAGUUGAUUAAUGGGCUAGAUAAGGUCCAUGGAGGUAUGUUUGCUAGAUCGCCUUCUGAUUUUCCUCUGAUAGUUGCAUGUGAGGAAGGGCAUGUGUCCAUAGUGAAGGAACUAGUGAAGGCGGGGGCUGAUGUUAAUCUGCGUGAUUUCAGAGGAAAUACACCACUAAAAGCAGCAAGUGAGGAAGGACAUGUAAGCAUAGUGAAGGAGCUUGUAAAAAAAGGUGCUGAUGUCAAUAUGCAAAAUGAAAGCGGUGAUACACCGCUGGUAAUUGCAUGCAGGAAAGGACAUGUGAGCAUAGUGAAGGAGCUUGUGAAGACAAGGGCUGGUGUCAAUUUACAGGAUUAUAGGGGGAAUACACCAUUGAUAAAUGCAUAUAAGAAAGGACAUGUGAGGAUAGUGGAGGAGCUAGUGAAGGCAGGGGCUGACGUCAAUGUAAAGGAUGAAAUGGAAAAUACACCACUGAUAACUGCAUGUGUGUAUGGACAUGCGAAUAUAGUGGAAGAGCUUGUGAGGGCAGGGGCUGGUGUCAAUGUGCAGGAUUACAGGGGGGAUGCACCAUUGAAAAUUGCAUAUAAGAAAGGACAUGUGAGAAUAGUGGAGGUGCUAGUGAAGGCAGGGGCUGAGGUCAAUGUAAAGGAUGAAAUGGGGAAUACACCACUGAUAACUGCAUGUUUGUAUGGACAUGUGAAUAUAGUAAAGGAACUAGUGAAGGCAGGGGCUGACGUCAAUGUAGAGGAUGAAAUGGGAUAUACACCAUUGCUAACUGCAUGUAUCUUUGGAUGUGUCAAUGUAAACGGUGAAAUUUAUCACUGUUGGUGGCCUUCACCUUUCAUGUGGAAUGCACCACUGAGGAAUGAAUGUUGUUAUGGACAUGUGAAUAUAGUGGAGGAACUUGUGAGAGCAGGGGUUUGUGUCAAUCUACGGGAUUACAGGGGGGAUACAUCACUUGUAACUACACGUGAAAAAGGGCACGUGAAUAUAGUGAAAGAGCUAGUGAAGGCAGGGGCUAUAGUCAAUGUAAAGGAUGACAUGGACAAUACACCACUGCUAAUUGCAUCUGUGUGUGGACAUGUGAAUAUAGUGAAGGAGCUUGUGAGGGCAGGGGCUGACGUCAAUAUAGGGAAUUCCCAUGGGAUUACACCACUGAAAAUUGCAUGUAGGCACGGAUAUGUGAGAAUAGUGAAGGAGCUUGUGAGGGCAGGGGCUGAUGUCAAUAUAGGGAAUUCCCAUGGGAUUACACCACUGAAAAUUGCAUGUAGGAACGGACAUGUGAGAGUAGUGAAGGAGCUAGUGAAGGCGGGAGCUGUCGGCAAUGUAAAGGAUGAAAUGGGGAUACACCACUGGUAAUUGCAUGUUUGUAUGGACAUGUGGGUACAGUGAAGGAACUUGUGAAGGCAGGGUCUGAUAUAAAUCUACAAAAUAAAAGUGAGAAUACACCACUGAUAUAACUGCAGCAAGAAACUGUCAACAUAUCAAUGGAAAAAAAUAUUUAGUUGACCAUGGAGCUGACUGGGUUGCUCAGGUUCAUAUCUGUUUGUCAACAAUAUAUAGAGCAUUACUACUAAACAAAGUAGAUGUAACGCAACAUUGCAUACAAUAACAGAAUAAAAUCAUCCCUGGUUUUAACGGCCAUGUAUAGCUAUUUAUGGUGGACAUCAGACAUGCUUGAGUUAAAACCGACAGUAAGGAUGAUGUGGUGAUGACAUAUACAUCGAUGUGGUGUAUAGAUAGAGAGAGGAUAGCGAGGAUAAUGAGGGAAGGAGACUAUGAUUUACUAAGUCAUCUGUUGUGUGUGGGUCUGGAUGUUAGCCAACGGAUACAGAUUACUAAGUCUGAUCCGAAACUUCUGUUGCAUUCACUGAUAGAUGAGUUUGAUGUUAGUUAUAGACUAGAGAAAGUGAGGGUUCUGCUGGACUGAUAGAUGAGAUUGAUGUUAGUUAUAGACUAGAGAAAGUGAGGGUUCUGCUGGACUGAUAGAUGAGUUUGAUGUUAGUUAUAGACUAGAGAAAGUGAGGGUUCUGCUGGACUGAUAGAUGAGUUUGAUGUUAGUUAUAGACUAGAGAAAGUGAGGGUUCUGCUGGAUGUGGGGGUAGUUGUCAGUGUUCUGAUUAAGUAUAGGACGGAUAGCUAUGCUAUGUUAGAUAGGGAGGGUAUGUCUACUCUGGAGGAGAGGAGGCAACUGCUUUGUAAGUACAGUAAUAGUAAAGAUUCGUUUGACAUAUACAGUCUGCAAGAGCACAGGAGAGUGAUGCACUCGAUACAUAAACAUGUCAGAGGACACUCUGUAUAGUUUCUGGUAGAAUGUUAGAGAUAAUUUGUGACUGCGUACAAAAGAUGAAUGUGUGAGAUAAAGAAACAUGUCAGAAGACACUCUAUAUAGUCCCUCAUAGAAUUGUAGUGAUACAUGGCAAUACUGAGUACAAGAGAGAUGUGUUAGAUAAAGAAACAAGUCAGAAGACACUCUGUAUAGGGUUCGAUAGCUGUAUGUGAUGCAAUAUACUGCUUUAUGACGUACUGUUAUUUUUAUCAGUAGAUUUACUGACUAUACAACCUUAUAAGUUACUAAACAUACAUGUGUACAUUCCACCUUUCAAUAAAUUGUUCUGCACCUCGUUAUUAUUGUGAAGUUUCUGUGGGAUUUUUAUUUUAUUUUUUAAAUUGUUGUGCUCUAUUGAAUUGUAGUGUAAACCAUUGAAAGAAUUGUAGUGUAAAUCAUUGAUAGAUUCUGAACAUGGGUGUAUUGUAUUGAUUGUAUUUUGUUUAAUGUCCCUCUCUAGAAUGCUUUACUCUUGUGGAGACGUCAUCAUUGCUGGUGAAGGGCUGCAAAGUGUAGGCCAAUAUUUGGCGCUUAUUGUGUAUUGCUUAAUGUUGUUUUAAGUCACCUGAGUCACACUUGAUCAGCAUGUGUUAACAAUUGAACAUUUUAAUUUAUUGAUAACCAUCCUUCCAAUUCUUUCCAAAUUCGGUACGAAUUAUAUCCGGGGUAAGGGGCCAUAAAUUGUAAUUUGCAGGACUCCUGCUUCCCUAGGAAUUUAGGUGCGAAGCGAAAACUGCCAAACAAUUUGAAUUUUUCAAAAAAUAUUCCUUAUUACAACCGCACAUUUGUAAUAAAAACUAUAUGCCUAGUCAUUUAGUGGAGGAUAGCCUCUACCAAAGUUUUUGAUUUGGUAAAUCCCGUGGUACAGGUUCUGUCUCCAAGGUGGUGCAAAACUUGGUGUAUAUUACUAAUGUGUAAAAUAUUUGAAUAAAAUCUUCUUUAUUGUUAUUGGAACUAAAGUGAAAGUAAAUUGAUAUAUGAAUUUAAAAGGAGUGGGAAGCUCUUUACCAAAACUAUUAUUCAUGAUCCCGGGGGUGCGGGUUAGAAUUUAUUAUAGUGAUUGUUAUAUCUUUGAAUUACUGAUAAUGUCGCUGUAUCAAAAUAAAUGCAUUUUUGGGAAGACCAGAAUAAACAUACAAAAAAUGCGAUUUCAUUUCACAAACACAAUGUUCUGAAUUUAGGGGUGGGUGCAAAAUUGUCAUAUAGUGUUAAUUUCAAAUAUUUCAUGUGAUCUUUCAUCAAUGUGAACAAGUUAUGGGACACUUUUGUUUUGAAAACACAUCUUUGUUUUAUACUUCUGAUGAAUGUUAAGAUUUAGCUCAGAUAUGCAGACCUGUAUAUAUAUAUAUAUAUAUUGAUUUCCUAGCCCCUGGAGCUAGAAAUACUUUUGCAUGCUCAGAAGACCGAUUUUGUUCAUGAUAGUAAAUUAUGUUUAGGAUUGUAAAUUAUGUUUAGGAUUGUAAAUUAUGUUUAGGAUUGUAAAUUAUGUUUAGGAUUGUAAAUCAUGUUUAGGAUUGUAAGUCAUGUUUAGGAUUGUAAAUUUUGUUUAUGAUUGUAAAUUAUGUUUAGGAUUGUAAAUGUUACGUACUCAUCUCAGUACUAACUAGGUAUUUCUCUAUAUACUAUUCUUUUUUGUGUGUAUAUAAACUGUACUAUAUUUGUUAUCAAAGGAAAUAAUACCUGUAUUUCGUACUUUUGUCAGAUGUUAGUACAUGUUAUUAGUACUUUUUCAUUAGUUAGUAUGUGUAUUUAGUAUUUUUUUAACAUCUUCUUACAUGUAUUUAUUACUUUUGUCACAGGUCAGUACAUGUAUUUAGUACUUUUGUUCCCUUCUAGUACAUGUAUUUAGUACUUUGUCACCUGUUAGUACACGUAUUUAGUACUUUGUCACCUGUUAGUACAUGUAUUUAGUACUUUUGUCACUUGUUAGUACAUGUAUUUAGUACUUUUGUUCUCUUUUAUUACAGGUAUUGAGUACUUUUGUCACUUGUUACAACAUGUGUGUAGUACUUUUUGUCACCUGUUAGUACAUGUAUUUAGUACUUUGUUACCUGUUAGUACAUGUAUUUAGUGCUUUUGCCACCAGUAAGUACAUGUAUUAACUACUUUUGUUACCUGCUAGUACAUGCAUUUAUUACUUUUGUCACAGGUCAGUACAUAGUACUUUUGUCACAGGUCAGUACAUAGUACUUUUGUCACCGGUUAGUACAUGUAUUUAGUACUUUGUUACCUGUUAGUACAUGUAUUUAGUGCUUUUGCCACCAGUAAGUACAUGUAUUAACUACUUUUGUUACAUGCUAGUACAUGUAUUUAGUAUUUUUGUUACCUGUUAGUAUAUGUAUUUAGUACUUUUGUUUUUUGUUAGUAUUUGUAUUUAGUAAUUUUGUAUCCGGUUAAUGCAUGUAAUUAGUACUUCUGUUACCUGUUAGUACAUGUAUUUAGUACUUUUUUUCUCUGUUAGUACAUGUAUAUAGUACUUUUGUCACCUGUUAGUACAUGUGUCUAGUAUUUUUGUCCCCUAUUAAUGCAUGUAUUUAGUACUUUUGUCAAUUGUUAGUACAUGUAUUUAGUACUUUUGUCACCUGUUAGUACACAUAUUUAGUACUUUUGUCACCUGUUAGUACAUGUAUUUAGUACCUUUGUCAAUUGUUAGUACAUGUAUUUAGUACUUUUGUCACCUGUUAGUACACAUAUUUAGUACUUUUGUCACCUGCUAGUACAUGAUUUAGUACUUUUGUCACUUGGUACAUAUUAUCUAGGGCAGUUGAAAUAAUUCAUCAUUAAAAGAUUUUCCAGGAAAGUAUUAAAUCCUCGACCGUACGGAUAAUUAGAUAUGAAUUGAAUGUUCUGAUAAUACUGAUACACUUGUGGUGUGACUUAAAUUAUUUUUUGUUGUUGAUAUGUUUGAUGUUGAAUAUCACAUAUAAUAAAGAAGGCGAUACGUA
Ostrea edulis (European flat oyster) is the source of this 8368-nucleotide messenger RNA. RefSeq lists its product as uncharacterized. NCBI's taxonomy places the organism in Eukaryota, Metazoa, Mollusca, Bivalvia, Ostreida, Ostreidae. The record is from RefSeq and is a predicted model, not a curated record. The transcript has 5 exons. Gene Ontology annotation, cellular component: cytoplasm; nucleus. The coding region runs from base 278 to 4453 and encodes 1391 amino acids. Gene Ontology annotation, molecular function: protein binding.